CAACUGCAGAAAAUAUCAUCGGGAGGUACCACCCAUCUCGAGGUUAUACAACCAGUCGGAAUGGAGGACUCUCAACUCCCACAUCCCACCCGAGUGGCUGCCACAGAGGCCAUGUAAUCAAUUAAAACUGCAUUUAAUUCUUCCUGCCUUAUUUAGAAACCGAACUGCCUCGUGUCAACACCGUCUGGCAUGAUCGGCACGCCUUGACGCAUCGACGGCAGGGAUACUAUGUCUCGACCGAACCACAACUGAUUAUCGACAAUGACAAUUCCCAUAUGAACGAGGCUCAUCAAAAGUCGACGAUGUCAUACCCAGUGUCUAGAACACAUGGCUUAUGCGUUGUUGCUCAGCUGAAGCACAGCCAGAGCAUCGAGAACGGUCCAUCAUACGUCACUGAGGUAGCAUAGGCCUCUAUCGCACAAGGCGCACAAGGCGUUCGAGACUCAAGUCAGACUUCAGUGGGGUCUUUGGAUAUCCAUAUCCCGUGGGAACGAUUCUGCAGGUUUGUUGAACAUGGCAAACUGUCAAAGUGGGAUGAAUAUGGUCCUGUCAGGCAUCUCCUGGCUAAAACACCAGUUUGUUGGUCCGCCUUGCUUCGAUGAGGCUAGUACUGUAAGGCGGCGUCUCGUUGGCACACAGCCUUGGCUGAAGUUGGAAAUCAACGCCAUGUUUUUGCGAACAACUAGCGGUAAGCGAUUAAAGUUUUCGAUUCCUACUCGAACAGUUCCACUCCGAGAGCAUUUUGUUCGCAAAGACUUGAGUGAGAUUGUUUCCUCCUUGGCCCUUUCAAGAUUGAGGCCAUGCUUGCUGGGUCUUGGUUUAGAAAUAAUCGCAAGAGCCGCUGAUGAGUUGCUCUACUCGCGUGCAACCCUAGUUGAAGAGUUGAUUUGAUAAUCUAUCCGUUAUGGAGGGGAUGAUCUCAGGGUCCAGGCCCUUCGAUGUGGAUUGGAUUGAGAGCAAAGACGUACGUGACGGUGAGAAAAGAUGUCUGAUGUCUGAGGCUUCCAUCCGCAAGGAUGUGCUCUUAGCGUCCGUUAGAUGCCCUAAUCAGAAACCGUAAGGAAACGGCAGCUAGCUACUAACUGUGUUUCUUACAGGGCUUGGUUGAUAAUUGAGGCUUGUUAAGCUUCGGCCGGUGGAAUAUGGAAUACCGAAAGGCUGGAUAGCUUCGUCCGCAACUCGGACAAGGGCGUCGGAGUGACAUGCAUCAGGCAAUCCUCGCAUAAGCCCGAGUCCCCUGCUUAUAAUUGAGCAUUACGUUUCUGAUAUCUGUAUCAAGCUUUGCCUGCCUUAACUUAGUCUAAGCAGCGGUCCCUGAAAUCAUCUCGCAACAAGGGAGAGAGCAUGACCCAGACAGCCUUGAAACAAAAUCAUAGACACAAGAUCAAAUCGCUUAGCGGAGGAGCAGCCGUUUUUCGACAUUAGCCGAAACCGGGAUUGAUGGCAUGGCUCCGAUUCAGCUUCUGCACUUUGGGCGGAUGGCUUUUCAGCUGAAACUCCGUUACUGAGCGGGCUAUCAAGACGUUACAGAGCACAACAGUAAUUACAGUAAUUGUCAAAACGGUGAGCGUAAGUGGGAUGGAUGGUUGCUCUAUGUCUCAUCAACUACGUCAUGCCGCAGCAUUUAAUUUCGUACAGACCUGGUCGAGACUCGGCAUCAGACUUUACGACCGUUGACGCGAGAUCUGAACACGCAAUUCUCCAAGAGCUGAAAGGUACGAAACAAACCGUAAUUCGCAACAGAUUGGUUCUAGACUCUAUCGACCUUUUCAGACGGAGGUUUGCAUAUGUCGAAAUGGGCAGAGAACGAAAAGGCGGAGAUAAUAAUUCAGAGGAGAAAAGAAGCAAAAAUCCGAUGCGGGUCAGUGACGUUGACGACGGCGCCACGCGGAUUUCUGGUUGGUUCAAGCCCGGACAAACAGAUGCACACACGUCCCCCCCAAUGCACCCGUUCCAUUAUUUCUUUCCAGGUGGGGGACCCUUGACGCUGCAAUGACGAUGUAGUCAGGGGGAAGGACUCGAGAGAUGGUGACGGAUUCGAGAGACAGUGGGUGAGGGGAGGAUGAACAUCAGCGGGGGAUGAAAGUGUGAAGAUGAUCUGGAUCAUCGUGGGACAGGGGAAAGAGAUGAUGGAAUCUGCAUGCUUGAAUGAACUCUAUUAUAGUGCUCAGUUGUAAGAAUACGAGAGAGAGAUACCGUCGUUGGUUGAAGCUUGCGUAAUAAGCUUCAAUAAUACCUAUUCUACCAGGCCAGUCAGGCUAGUUAGUACCUGCAGUUGCUACGACAUUGUGAACAGAAAAGAGUUUGAUACCUAGAGUCAAUUAAUUGAUAGUAUACCUAUCAGAGUUUAUAUCACCUGAAGCUAUACUGAACCCAUUACCCUGAACUAUUGGCCAGGUUGUACGACCAAACUCUCCUCCCUCAACCUCCACCGCCAGAAGCCACCGAAAGAUCAACCAAACACUUCAACAAGUAAAGACAAGCGUGCAAUUGCGAAAUCAGUGAUCUUCAAGGGUCCUUCUGCCCACCUGCACGAACAGCACCAGAAACAAAAAACCACACACUCACACAACUCCGGACCGGUGUCUCUUCCUCCCCUCCCUCCCCCAGUGUCCAUUCGCUUGGAUGAUCUUUACUACACGCGACCACCCCUAACUCCCAACGACCGUUCUCACCGGGAGCUGUUUCUGCAGUAUUAUCGAAUUGCUUGCUAUCUGUUCAACUGAAUCGAACGAUUCGGCUGCGAGGUUUCCAGGUUUUGGCUGCUUUGCUUCUUUUUCCUGUACCGUCCGUUUUCUCGUCUCCCCAUAGAGGAACUCACUCCACUUGCAACGCUGACGCACGAGGACAUGCGAUACGGUAGGUUGCAGGGGACGUUACGAUAGAAUCAAGGGUACGUACAGUCGAGAACCGUAUUCCAUUUUGACAGCUGCAGGUUUGGAUUACAAACCUGUGUCCUCGGACAUUAUGAACGCCACGGAUGCGAACAGCGAGCGGCUAUUUCUAAUAUAGGAGAGUCAAGAUACAGCAAACAUUGAAUACGGUGAAAUAAUUCUUUCCGUUCCAUCACCCAUUUUGGCUGUUGAUUGUCCCUCUGUCUGAUCCUCCUCUCUCCACCGCACGUCAUCGUCCGCGAGACGCCACCAUCGCCAUCCCACUGACCCCGACGGUAACGGCGUUUUUCCACAGUAUGCAUGUACCACUGGCUGCGUGUGAGUGUGUGUACCCAUAAACUUGUUGCCACCGUUCAUCACCAUUUCGAGCACUGCAGGCUGCAUUUGUUCUUGUGAACGCUCUGUACGUGUGUUACAGCAAUACAACACGCCUUCUCUGCUGUGCUCCCUGAACUCAUCUCAACUCUUCUCAGCUCAACACCAUCUCUUUCUGCUUCUUCUACACCGACUUGGAGUCUGGGCAGCACUAAGUAAAAGUCGGGGGCAUCCUCAGUAACCCUCUGACCUCUCUCCCCCCCUGGGUUUUAGGCCAUCACCCCCUGACCCCUACCGGUGUUGACACCCCCAGCCAGCCCAGGGGCCCCUCACCCCCCCUUCUUGGCUUGUUUCCAAGUCUUCCAGGGAUCGGAUUCAUAGACCCCACCAACUGCCCGCUUCUCUUCUUGACCUAGCCAAGCCUAAAGGAAGAGAGGGUAGCCUUCGUUCAUCCAUUCAUUCAUCUUUAUCUCUGGCGCAUUUGCAUUUCUUUAAUCUACCUUGCCUUGCCUCGCGUUGCCUUAACUCACUCCCACACUACACUACACUUCUCGGUCCUAGGUCCCCUCGCCCCCCCGAGACCCUUAUUUAGCUGAAGCUAGACUUCCAUUAGCUACUACUAUUCUCGAUAUAACCAACUCCAGGUCCCCUUCUUCCCAAUCCAUCCAUCCAUCACUUACUCACUUACUCACUUACUCACUCACUCACUUUAAUCUAAUUCUCGACCUCUUCACCAUGGCCUUAUGAGCCUCGCUCAGCCUCUCUUUACCCCUGCGUCUCCAGAGAUGACGUCGACUACCCCGAUCAACGCCUUCGCUAUGCAUGAUUCCAGGACUGGCGACCGGACGCCAUUACACUAUACCAUGAAGACUCCUGCACGGCACUCUCCCGGCGGACAGUCUCAUUCUAAUAAUAUUUCCCACUCACGAUCUAAUUCGUAUAACAUCAACCACUCCCAUUCUCACUCUCAGACUCUCCGACCAAACAAGUCAACAAAAACAUCGACUCCUCUCGCCUCUCCCCGGAUGCCCUACUCGGUCGGCCAGAAUCACCCUCCGCCCAAGCUUUCGCCUCGCGUGGUCUCCGACAACAGAUCACCAAGCCCUAACUAUUUUGGCCUCAUCGUCGAGUCAGCCAAUGAACGUGGAGACUCCUCAGGACUCCCUAACGAGAAUUGGAGUCCUUCAUCAUCUGUGAAAUCUUUCCAGGCUGCGAUUCCCAAGCAGGUCCCUCUCGAUGCAAAUCCCGAGUUCGAGGCCUUCAAGAGACAGGCUGAUUUCAACCGGGGCAAGUCGUUUGCUCUCUCCACCAGUCACUAUGCUCAGCCGUCAGUGACAUCAAAUGGAGUUGCACCUGUACGCCCUCGACCUCCCAGAUGGCACACCCAUGGAAGUGACACCGGCGGCCCAUCGCCCUUUGGCCGUGGCUUGAGCUCUGCCAAUGUUCGAUCAGCCAGCCGAAUGGAUGUGGACCAGGAUAGCCUAGGAGACUCGGCCUAUGUGUCAUCAGAGUCGAAGCGUAACUCUGAAUCAUCUCUAUAUGGCCAUGUUCCAGCUCUUAACAUGCCCCGAUUCGACUCCCCGCUGCCAAUGGACCCUCCACAGCAAAGAACGAGUCUAACUCGAUCUGAAGAUCGCGACCCUCGGCUAUCUGUAAUGGAACAUCGCCCGGAUCCUCCUGAUGCUCGAGAUAUUAGACGCUCUGCAACAGUACCAGCAACUCUGGAACCAGGACAGCCUCACAUGAUCACAGGCCAACAGCUACGGGAUAUUCUUCAGAGUGUGAAGCCUGAAAGACUGCUUAUUCUUGACCUUCGAUCAUCGCAGAACUUCGCUCAGUCUAGAAUUCAGGGUGCUCUCAACCUUUGCAUACCCACUACACUUCUUAAGCGAGCCACCUUCAACAUUCAGAAACUCAAGCAGACUUUCCAGACUAGCUCUGACUCUGAGAAGUUCUCUACUUGGAACGACACUGACUACAUCAUUGUUUAUGAUGCUCACGCUUCCGACAAGCGCGAUGCUAUUACUGCUCAGAACAUGAUCAAGAAGUUCACGAGUGAGGGGUAUGCCGGCGGCACCUGUAUCCUCAAGGGCGGCUUCAACUCUUUCCAGGAGAACUUCCCUGACCUGGUCGAUCACCAAUCCGCAACUGGAUCUCCUGGAAAACCUGGCCCUGGCCAUGGAGGAAUUGCACCUGUCAUCGGCGGAGUCAUGCUUCCCAAUGCAAGCAAUGACGUGAACCCGUUCUUUUCCAACAUUCGUCAGAACAUGGACUUGGCUGAUGGUGUUGGCCAAUUGGAUGUAUCACGACCUACAGCCCUUGACUCACCCUCCCUCCCCCGUUGGCUACGAGAGGCCGCCGCGAAGCCUGACCAUGGAAAGAAGGUUUCAGACAAGUUCCUACAUAUCGAGGUUGAUGAGCAAUCUCGAAUGAAGGCAGCAUAUGCGGCUUUCAACCCUCAGAACAAGGACAAGCGAAGUCAAGUUCAGCUUUGCGGUGUUGAGAAGGGAGUCAAGAAUCGAUACAAAGACAUCUUGCCUUUCGAGCAUGCUCGAGUGAAGUUGCAAGAGAAGCCUGAAGGUUCAUGUGAUUACAUCAACGCAAGCCACCUCAAAGCUUCCCGAAGUAACAAGCAGUACAUCGCCACUCAGGGACCACUCCCCGCCACUUUCGAGGACUUUUGGUCCGUCAUUUGGCAGCAAGAUGUGCGUGUAGUCGUCAUGUUGACUGCAGAGUCUGAAGGCGGGCAGCUCAAGUGUCAUCCUUACUGGAAGGGCAGAGACUUUGGAGCCAUUAGACUGAAGCUUCUGUCUGAGAAGAAGGUAUCUCUUGACAUCGACAAGCAUAGGUCCGAUUCCCAUCACAUGCCAUCGGCUUCGGCCAGCGAACAAGGACGCAAGCGCGCAAACACCACGACAACAUUCGAGUCUUCGACACCUACACCGAGACCAACCAAGGGCCCCGCAGAGACCCCCUACGUAAUUGUCCGCAAGUUUGCACUCUCUCAUACCGCUCAUCCUUUUGCGCCCAUUCGAGAGAUUACUCACUUGCAUUUCCCGUCAUGGCCUGAUUUUGGUACUCCUGCACAGCCAUCGCACCUGUUGGCGCUGGUUGAGCUGGCCAAUGUUAUGCAGCGUUCUGCUCUACCCGUUGAGACUUCUUCGGUGGCGGGAUCCAAGAUUACGUCACUUGAGUCACUCCCUAUUACAUGGUACGAUGAGCCCGAGGCCGACUCUUGGGCACGACCAAUGCUGGUACACUGUUCCGCUGGAUGUGGUCGUACUGGAACAUUCUGCACUGUCGACAGUGUUAUUGAUAUGUUGAAGCGUCAGCGACAGGCCAAGAUGGAUUCGGUACGAUCUCGUGAUCAUGACGGAGAUGUCAAUAUGGGCGAAAACGGGGACAUGUCACCCCGCUCUACCAAACACUUUAACUUUUUCACCCCUGGUCAGCGAUCCAACAUGGAGAGAAAGGUGGCUCGAGGCGGUGCCAACAUCAACAUCGACUGGCUAUACGACGAUAGCGUGGACCUUAUCCAGAAGACGGUGGAGGAUUUCCGAGAACAACGACUCAGCAUGGUGCAGAGCCUGCGACAGUACGUUCUCUGCUAUGAGACAGUCCUCGAAUGGGUAACGAGGGUGAAUGAGCGAGCGUCAAGCGCUCCAAACGGACGACUACGAAGUGGCAGCCUCCACCACUAAGAUCAGGAUGCAUCACGAAUAAGUGACGGUUAUUAUGGAGCACAUCUGCAUAGGGCACAUGGAAUAAUGCGACACACGGGAACUGGAUGGAUGGUACAGGCGUUUAAUGGUUCAGCUGCGUAUGAUUCUAUAAGGGGGCUAGCGCAGCGAGCAUGCAAUGCUUACGAAAGGGACAUUAUAAAAAAUCCAUGUUCAAGGGGACCUUGGCUUGAUACUUACUAUGAGUAUGAUUGGUUCUUAGGGUCUUCUGUAUAGUAGGACAAAAAGGCAUGACGGAGGCGGGACGGAGCAACCUUGGAAUCAUUGGACUUGCAUAGUAGGAUCAUGAAAGGCUACAUUGCGUGUGCGAUUAUCACUGCGAGAGAUCCGUUUAUGUGAAAUGUAUAAUAUCAGAAUAGGUCAACUUAAUUUGCAGUAUAAAUAACUUAGACUAUUGUCUUGAGGAUAUGGAACCACGUCUGAAUCUAUCACAUAACAUCGUGGAGUUGUGUGAGCCCAUUAAUACAACAACAAUAGAAAAUGUUACUAUUCCAA
Messenger RNA from Fusarium verticillioides 7600, 7444 nucleotides. RefSeq lists its product as hypothetical. The transcript has 7 exons. The coding region runs from base 3953 to 6910 and encodes 985 amino acids. The record is from RefSeq and is a predicted model, not a curated record. Gene Ontology annotation, biological process: protein dephosphorylation. NCBI's taxonomy places the organism in Eukaryota, Fungi, Ascomycota, Sordariomycetes, Hypocreales, Nectriaceae. Gene Ontology annotation, molecular function: protein tyrosine phosphatase activity.